Molecule: messenger RNA, 585 nt
Organism: Penicillium arizonense
Lineage: Eukaryota; Fungi; Ascomycota; Eurotiomycetes; Eurotiales; Aspergillaceae
Exons: 4
Coding region: 1-585 (194 amino acids)
Source: RefSeq, a predicted model, not a curated record
AUGCCUGACUACAAGUAUGGAAGACAGCCCAAGGGACGGAUGUUCCGAAAGUGGAUGGAGAGCCCUCGUGAGCCCGGAUGUCCAGUUGCAAGAAGUACCCUCAACUUGGAUCAUCGAAGAAGGCACCCGGAGUUCAGAGUUACUCACAACCCCACAAAACUAUCUGCCUCGUGGAACCCACUGCUGGCACCCCUAGGGCUAACGCUUGAACAUCCGGAUGUACGUGACUCUGGAUCCCAGUAUCGAGAUAUCGAAAUCAUGAGCCGCCACGGCUCGCCAGUAAACUGGUGUGGACGCACUGGACCAGGUGUGAUCUUUAUUGACAAUGUAUACAGAUCGCACAACAAUGCCCGCCUUCCACAUAUGUCCGAUCUCACCAAGGUCGCUUAUGAGAUGGACUUUUCGUUGAGUUCCCUUAAAUACGAGGUAUAUCGAUCCGUCGUACCCUAUGAAUACCCGUCUAGAGACCCACUAAUUUGGCACCUUGGAACGGCAGAGUUCGAUGCGUUGCUGGGUACCGGGAUCGCUUCCAAGACCAUUGAUGUGCCAAAGCUGCAGCAUUACGUCAUGAUUGCUGAUGGUUAA